GUUGCAUUAUUAGACUUAUGGUUCCUUUGGUGGAAAUUUCAUACUUGUUAUCCGAGACCAGGUUUUUUUUAUCCCUUUUCUAGAAAUUUCAUCUGAAGAAACGGAUGGGCUUCUCAUCCUUCUGGAAAAUGCUUGCUCUAUAAUCUCCAUAUAUCUGUCUGUGAAAGUAAUUCUCUAUACCCAUUUCAGAUAGAACAUGAAUUCUUUGACCACACAAAUCGUGACAUGGCUGACGCAGGUAGCAGUAUGAAAAUUUGUUGUUUUUGUUUCAACUGUUGUUGGACUUGUUUGUUAUGCUCUCAGCUCCUCCUUCAGCUGUCUAUUUGGAGAAUGGAGCAUGUUGAAGAUCUUCAUCUUCCUUUGGAGUCUGUUUCCAAAGACACCACAUCAUACGAGAAUCUUCGAGUCCAAGAUGAUUCUGUAGUGAUUGAUGUCAACAAUGCUAGGAUGAUGCAACAACUAAUGACUUGUAUCAGUGCGCUUCAGCGUGGAAACUCAAAUCUCACCAACAUACUUUUUGAGUACCUUGAUGAUAAAUCUGAAGUAGCAGGUAUUGACCAUAACCCAUUUGUUAAGGUAAUUGUUCGGCCAGAUGUCAAGGAGAAUCCAAUGACCUGUUGUGUCAUGGACUACUUGGAGCUAAUUUUAGAACAAUUCGUAUGUUAGCUGAUAGAACAGGUACAACUUCUUCGAUUUCUAAUUGUAAAAUUGGAUCCUUCUGAUUUUCAAAAGUAACAAUUUUGAUGCCUUCGUCCAUUUGCCCGAGUUGAUCGUUACCUAAUAACAUUGACCAAUCUAAUUGUUAUGUGGCACAAUGAUUUAUUGGUUAUUAGUGAAUAAUUGGGAUUAUUAGUUUGAUUUUGUUAAUAGUAAAUUAAUUAAAAUACUUUUAUAACAGAUUUGAGAAGCCUCACUGGAUCAUCUUUGUGUGAAUCCGCAUAGAUUUGUACAAGAUCAAUAAGGUGCUCCAGAUAGAUUUGAACAAGACCAUAUAUACCCUUUGCAAUCAACAGUCGGUUGCAAAACAUCACUAUCACAAUUUAAUGGCUUCAAUCCACAAUUAAGUGCAAUGCCAUUGCUGCUUUCAGUAAGAUUUUUUCACUCCAAUUCCUUCUCAAAUUCCAAGUAACAGCAUUCUAAUAGAAACUCGGUGUUACGAACAUAACAAAUAUGUCUUAUCACUAUAGGCCAGUUGGUCCAAGUGACACAAGGACACAAGAAAUGAGUGUUGGGCCCCAUAAAAAGAGACCCAAGCUUGAGAAGACUACUUCAGUGUGGCCGAAGGACUACGUUGGACACUAGCUCUACCAUUUAGUUUUAAGAGUAAUUACUUUUAUCACCUAAAAUUGAUCAUUUUCAUAUUUUUAUUAGAAUCUGAGUUCUGUUUGAAUUUAUUACUCGUAUCCUCAGGUUGUUAGGGGAAAAAUCUAUCCUAUAUGUAUCCAAGCACGGAAUGAAAGAAGGCAGAGAAAUCAUUACUCAGAAAUUCCCUUUUCAGUCUCUUUGCUAUUUUGGAGUUACUCUUACUUGAAACAAGUCCUCAUUCCUUUACUCCUCUCUAUCACUCGGCCAGAAAAACAGAAAAAUAAUAAAAUAAAGAACAGAGAGAAAAGAGAUGAAGCUGAAUUAAUAUGAUUGCAGAAGCAUAAGGGAAGAUAAAGAACAGAAAAGUACAAAUAUGUGUGGCAAUAAGAUUAGAAAGAUUAGAAAGACUAUAACAAAAGGAAUGAGGACUCUUAUGAAAACUCAGCAAUGUCACAACACGUGUGGCAAUAAGAUUAGAAAGAUACAGAAUGAUAAGAACCACUACACGUUAUCAUGAUGGAUUUAGUAAGACUAUAACAAAACUCAGCAAUGUCAGACAAAAGGACAAACCCACUUGCAUUGCCAUUAUUCCAGCAGUUAUGAGAAGCACUAAAUGAUUAUGAGCUUAAAACCUUUCAUCAACACAACUUUUUGGAGUUUGUCAGCCAAGUAUUCCGGGGGCGACUUAAUAUGCACUAGUAGUAAGAUAGUCACUGACCAGAGUUGUUGAGGAAGAAACAAGUCAGGUCAUUGGAUAAUGAACAUAUGUCGAAGUUGGGGCAUUGCAUCUUUCUCUAAUCUCCAAUAUUUGACUCUUAUUCCUCUUAUAUGAAACACUUGGAGUUGCAGGAAGUUUCCCUUGCAGAAAACCAUAUUAAGCACAACAUAAUCGUGUUUUGCAAUUAGUUUCAUAUAAUUAGCUUAUAAUA
This is a messenger RNA of Glycine soja, 2234 nucleotides long. RefSeq lists its product as uncharacterized. The transcript is spliced from 2 exons. NCBI's taxonomy places the organism in Eukaryota, Viridiplantae, Streptophyta, Magnoliopsida, Fabales, Fabaceae. The coding region runs from base 226 to 666 and encodes 146 amino acids. The record is from RefSeq and is a predicted model, not a curated record.